Molecule: messenger RNA, 558 nt
Organism: Cooperia oncophora
Lineage: Eukaryota; Metazoa; Nematoda; Chromadorea; Rhabditida; Trichostrongylidae
Source: the annotation of a GenBank genome assembly
AUGAUAGGUAACGAUCUACACCAUUGUAAUCAUAGCGAUGUUGCAGAACGAAAAGAAGUUUCAACGGAAUGGGUUGAAUUUGACGAUUUCAACUAUGACGAUGAAAUUCGUGACUAUGAAAGCUCUGAACCAUCAACGGCGAACGUACCUGAGAAAAUCUCUCUAAAUAGAGCAUAUGGCUACGCAAUGCGCACAGAGUUGAUCACACAAGUUCAAGACCAUAAAUGCCUUUGGGAUUACAGAACCAAUGACUACAGAGUCCAAGACUCAAAAGCGAGAGCAUGGGAAAUGGUUCGCUGUUCUAUGAAAAGCAAGGGAUUCGAUUAUGAAGUGAUCAAUCUGAAAAGGCAGUGGAAAAGCCUGAAGGACACAUGGAGGAAAAUGAAGCAGAAAGCAGGACCAGGGGGUAGAAUGCUAUGGACGUAUACCAAGCAAAUGCGGUUUCUGGAGGAAGUCGAAUUCAUAGAAGGUCGUUAUCCGAACUACGUUAACGCAUACCCCUCUCCAUCUGCACGUGCUGAGACAAAUACCCUGAAAGCGCAAAGCUCCUGCUCUUGA